Myotis brandtii (Brandt's bat) is the source of this 817-nucleotide messenger RNA. RefSeq lists its product as uncharacterized. NCBI's taxonomy places the organism in Eukaryota, Metazoa, Chordata, Mammalia, Chiroptera, Vespertilionidae. The coding region runs from base 200 to 817 and encodes 205 amino acids. The record is from RefSeq and is a predicted model, not a curated record. The transcript has 5 exons.
ACUGAGCCACACCGGCGAGGGCUCUGUUGUUUUGAUUUUAAGAAAUUGCUCCGACUGUGUUUGCUCGAAAAUAGUGGAAAGAACCCCUGACUGUCCCCACACCUCAGUGCCUGACUCCAGGUGGGGCGGGCGGAGACCUGGGGACGGGCGGGCAGCCCUCGCCAGCCCUGGGCUCCUCCUGUUUCCCUCUGCCGGUUGGAUGGGGGCAGCACCGCCUAUGCCAGGGCCUGGCAGCUGUGGGUUAGGGUUAGAGGCGAUGGAACCGGGAGGGAGCCCAGGGGACCGAUGGCAAGGGGCUCGUGCUGCUCCCACAGGGUCCGCCGUGCGGAGGAGAGGCCGCGACUCCCUGGGCAUCGCUGUCCCUCUGGUGCUCUGGCUGGGGGAGGAGACACGACUGUGUGUGAGGCUUGGGGACCAGCUGCAGGGGCACAGGGAGCUCACCGAGGUCCAUGCCCUUACUACCCGCGUGUUACACAUGGGGAAACAGGCACGGUGUCGCGCUGUGAAUAGCCCAGGAACCCAGUUGCUUUGCUGUCCAGCCCCGCCGGCCUGCCCCCAGGCCUCACUGUUUUCAGUUUGGAGGAAGCUUCUAGACCAGCUCAGCGGAGACCCUUGUGUGCCCACACAGACCCCGGAGACACCCAGAGUCCGAGCCACAGCCGCCGGGGCUCCACGGGUCGCACGGACCACCCGCCUGCAGAAUCUUGAUGCCAGCCGGGAGCAGAGACUGAGCUGGACCACUGGAGCCUGGGUGGGCGUAGGCCAGCGGACGGGGCCACUAAGGGGACUAGAAAAGCAGUUGUUUCUCGAGGAAUAA